Messenger RNA from Paraphaeosphaeria sporulosa, 1082 nucleotides. RefSeq lists its product as uncharacterized. Gene Ontology annotation, cellular component: cytoplasm. The transcript has 4 exons. NCBI's taxonomy places the organism in Eukaryota, Fungi, Ascomycota, Dothideomycetes, Pleosporales, Didymosphaeriaceae. Gene Ontology annotation, biological process: ubiquitin-dependent protein catabolic process; protein deubiquitination. Bases 1 to 822 code for a protein of 273 amino acids. The record is from RefSeq and is a predicted model, not a curated record. Gene Ontology annotation, molecular function: cysteine-type deubiquitinase activity.
AUGGCUAGUCUACUCGAGUCGAUCUGCUACCCGCCUCCCGUUGAUCCGUUCGCUAAAUCUGAUCAUAUGACCUUGAGCGAAUACCUGUGGUUUUGCGAAAUACUACGCCAGCCGCACAAUAGGCCCCGACGUUAUAGAUUCCGCUCGAUGCGACCGCUAUACAUUCGAAUUGGCUCAUUCGAAAGCUUGGAGUGCCCGCGGGAGCCAGAAAGGAAGGCCUUCGGUUCGAGGAGAUCGACAGUAUCCAGGAUCGCCAGGAGCUCCGACGAAAAUAUAAGAACAUACUCUCAUCGUUGCGAUACCAAUGAGUGGGAAGCAUCAGCGCGACACCCUGUUCCAUUCUUGGAGCAAACGAUAAAUGGAGCAUGCGGCUUCUAUCCGAUCUUGCAUGCACUAUCCCACGGACCCCCAGCCUCGAUGCUUGGAUCGAACAGCUUCCUCACCGAUGUACUCGUAAUAUCAAACGAAAUGUCGCUCGCUCCUGACAACUACGCCCUCGCUUUGGAGCUCAACAAGCCUCUUGAGGAGGCGUACACGGAUAUUGCUAUACAGGGUGAUUCAGUCUUCGCCUCCGAAGAACCAGCAAUACGUUAUAUCUGCAUGGUAAAGUCCUUCGACGGCAAUCUAUAUCACCUGGAUGCCAAGCGAAAUCGUCCUGGCAACUUGGGUCCGUCGACCGAGAAUGUCCUCUCUGACAGGUGCCUGGAUCACGUCAAUCGUGUGAUUGAGGCAACGACUGGUAAAAAGCCCAUCACCAUGCUUGGGCUCAUAUCCGGGCAGAGAUCCAAAGAGCGGAAGCAGAAGCAAGUACCACAGCCCUAAGACCUACAGCAGCAAUAAAUGAAUGGGACGACUGUACAGUGCAACACAAGCUUCCUACGUCAUCUCAGGCUGUAGUAAUUGGAUUCUCGGUGGACAAUGCCACGGACACUAUCCCAGGAACUGAAACGAACAGUCGUAUGGCUCUACGGGCAUGUUUGUGACGGGACGGGCAUCUCGCCUAACCGUGUUGGUUUCAGGGGAAAUCAGAGAUGUGUACGAACGCAAAAGGCAUCCCUGUGAAGCUUACAACACAGUACCCU